GAGACUAGGGGAAGAGAGAAAGAAACUGAAGCAGCAGCAGAGAGAAAAACAAUGGAGGGAGGCGGAAGUGGCGGCGGCGGCGGCGUUAGGCUUCAUGUCGGAGGAUUAGGAGAAAGCGUCGGGAGAGACGAUCUUCUCAAGAUCUUCUCUCCCAUGGGCUUCGUCGAAGCUGUUGAAUUUGUCAGGACCAAAGGUCGCUCCUUUGCUUACAUCGACUUCUCUCCCGCCUCCGAGAACUCACUCACUAAGCUCUUCUCCACGUAUAAUGGAUGUAAGUGGAAAGGAGGGAAGCUGCGGCUGGAGAAAGCGAAAGAGCAUUACAUGGCUCGCUUGAAGAGGGAAUGGGCAGAGUCAGCUUCUGUUUCUGCUUCUUCUGAUGACACUGUUAAAGCUCCCGAGAAGUUAACUCCUUCCACUCACCUUAACAUCUUCUUUCCCAGACUCAGAAAGGUGAAAGCUAUGCCACUAAGUGGAACUGGCAAACAUAAGUAUAGCUUCCAGCGUGUUGCGGUGCCUUCUCUUCUUCCCAAGACCUUUUGCGAUUGUGAAGAGCACUCUGCUUCUCUCACUCCUCAGGAAACUCAUGCCCGUGAUGUGGAAGCGCUUAAUGUGGGGAUAAAUGAAGAAGAGGUGAAUAUUAUGAACUCCGUGAUGAAUAAGCUUCUUCAGAAAGACGACAUCGUCAUCAAUGAGAAAGAUGACAUCAUCGUAGAUACCAAAGAUAACAUUUUGAUCAAUGUGGUAUCUAAUGGGAAGGACAUGAUGGACGCAGAGCUGAGUAACUUGUCAAGAAAACGGAAAUCAAUGCUCGAUCAAACACCAGCAGAAGGAUGUACUGAGGGACAUAAGGGGAACAACAUUCAUCCAAACAAAAAGAGGCAAUCAAUCAUCCCAGAGGGAAGUGGAAGACAGGAAGCUUCACAGGCCAUACGUGAAAAGAAGAAACCUUCUGAAGUCGAUCCGGAUGAACCAAGCAGAACAACAGGCGUCAAGAAGUCGAAUGACAAUAUUUCCUGGUCCCAAAAGUCUUCCUGGAAGUCACUUGUGGCCAAUGGAAACAACAGUAAUUUUAGCGUAUCCAGUUUCUUGCCAGAUGUUAGCUCCAGUAAAGCAGUACAACCUGCAUCGGACACCGAUGUUGAAGGUUCAGACCACUCAGAGUCAGAGGAUACUGACGUUGUAGAUUCAGACCACUCAGAGUCAGAAGAUAAUGACGUUGAAGGUUCAGACUACUCAGAGUCGGAAGAUGCUGAUGUUGAAGGUCCAGACCACUCAGAGUCAGAAGAUAAUGGCGUUGUAGGUUCAGACCACCCUGAGUCAGAAGAUGAUGAUGUUGAAGGUUCAGAGCACCCAGAGUCAGAAGAUGCUGACGUUGAAGGUUCAGACCACUCAGAGUCAGAAGAUGCUGACGUUGAAGGUUCAGAGCACCCAGAGUCAGAAGAUGCUGACGUUGCUGACAUAGAUGUGGAUGCUGAGACAGUGGAACUUGCAGCAAGCACCGAGGGCGAUAGUGAGGAUGGAAGUUUGAACGUGGAAAAGGAUGAGAAUGUGGCAGAUGAUUUGAAUGCAGAAAAGGAAAGCUUAGUCUUGGAGGAUAGUGUGGAUCAUAAUGUGGACGAAGAAGAGACAGGGAAAGGACAAUUGGAAGCUAGUAAGAAGUCAGCAGGAGGUUCAUUAUGGCUUCAGAAGGCUUCUUGGACUCAGCUGGUUCGGGACCAGAAUGCUUCAUUCAGUAUUACUCAACUCUUCCCGAAUCUACCUCCUGAGAAGACCGAAGCAGAUAGAGUGAACAGCAGUGGAGAUGGCCAGUUCACCUAUUCUAACCAGAGUGGAAGUGCCAAUGGUGUUGAGGCUGCGGGAGUCCACGGGGCUAGUAGUAGUACCCCUCUGAGAAGUUUAAAGGAGAAUCAGCAGAUUGUGAAGGCUAAGAAUGUGAGUGGAGGAAGUAGAUUGGGUGUGAAGAGGCCGAUUAGGAGAGAGAUUGGAUCAGGGGAGAGUUGCGCUUUUAUGAGAAGCGAGACUUCUGUGAGUGAGUGGAAAAGGGCUAAGAAGGCAUUGAGCGAGCCAAGCAGAAAGAAGAAAAGUGAAGAAUGAGUUGGAUUGUAACAGAUCUAUAAGCUCUUCAAAUUAUGUAUUCCUCUGCGGUUUUUGUGUUAGUUAUACAUUUUGUUCUCUUUAUACAUUUUGUGCUCUUUAUUUAAGUUAUUCACGUUCACUGGUUU
Messenger RNA from Brassica rapa (field mustard), 2222 nucleotides. Its product is annotated as dentin sialophosphoprotein. The record is from RefSeq and is a predicted model, not a curated record. Gene Ontology annotation, molecular function: RNA binding. Gene Ontology annotation, cellular component: nucleus. NCBI's taxonomy places the organism in Eukaryota, Viridiplantae, Streptophyta, Magnoliopsida, Brassicales, Brassicaceae.